This is a messenger RNA of Trichomonas vaginalis G3, 438 nucleotides long. RefSeq lists its product as uncharacterized. The record is from RefSeq and is a predicted model, not a curated record. NCBI's taxonomy places the organism in Eukaryota, Parabasalia, Trichomonadida, Trichomonadidae. Bases 1 to 438 code for a protein of 145 amino acids. The transcript has a single exon.
AUGAGCAAGCACAAUAACUAUACCUCUACGAGAUCUAAGCGUCAAGAUGGGGAAGAGUACAGCGAUGGAAAUCCGAAUGAUCAAUGGACACCUGACGAUCCAGACUCAAAAGAAGACUACGUACGAGACUAUUCAUCAGAUGCAGACGAAAUGAAAUACAAGAAAAAAAGAAUUCGAAAAAAAGGAAGAAAAGCAAAAUUUCUUGCUGAGCAACUAAUGUAUGAUCAACAAAUGAUGGCAAAUCAACAAACAAUGAUGCAAUUUCAACCUCAACAAACUUAUCAUCCUCCACCUCCUCAACUUCAACCCCAACCUAUAAUUACCUUCCAACAACCUUCAUAUACUAAUAAACAACUUCAUUCAAUACCAGAGCUUGAGAGUGUUGGCCCUAAUCAUAUCCCUGGAAUUAUCGAUGUUGUUCCUCGUGGACAACAUUAA